UAUCUCUUAAAUUUUGUUGAAUAGGCAAACAGUAUUAUGUUAGCAAUGGAAAUCCAUUAGUCGGAUAUGAUAUCGAAAAUGUACAAAACAACGAAUAUUCUUUUGCAACAGCUAUCGUUGAAUAUAAUAAUUUAAUACCACGAUCAGAUUGUAUUAUAUGUACUGGAGCACUUAUUUCCUUAUAUCAUGUUCUAACUAGUGCGCAUUGUAUCGAAGAUGUUCAAGAUAUUGUUUUUGGAGUUCUUGCUGAGUCAAAUUUCUUACAGCAUAAUAUUCUUCAUCAUCCGAAUUGGUGGAUAACUUACGACCAAUGGGCUACAGUAAUGAAUAUUGAUCUUCGAUAUCCACAAAAUGAUGUUGCUGUUAUAAAAUUAAUUCAAAGUGUUGGCAACAAUGUUAUUCCAGCGCCUAUUUCAAAUAUUCAAAAUUAUAAUGCAUUAUCGGGUGAAGAUAUUGUAUUGGUGGGAUGGGGCGAAUCAAAUGACGAAGAUAUACCAGACAUCUUACAAUCAGGAACUUUAAAAAUCAUAACUAACGAGGAAUGCAGCAAUCUGGCGUCUGAAUUACAAGGGUGGAGAAUUCGUAUUCCCACCCGAUAUAUAUGUACAAGAGCUGAUCCAUUAAUACGUCUUCUGGGUGGCGACUGCGGGGGUCCAAUUUUAUAUCAAGGAUCAAUUAUAGGCGUUAGUAAAGGAGUUUUUCCAACAGAUCAAGAACUUUGUGACGACGCUGUAAACUUUCACGUUGGCAUUCACUAUUACAUCGGCUUUAUUACUCAUUUACUCGCUUUGUAAUAUAGUACAGGAUAUAAUUUACUAACAUAAUAUCUAAUAACCUAAUAUAAUUAACUAAUAACCACGUAAU
This is a messenger RNA of Ceratosolen solmsi marchali, 864 nucleotides long. Its product is annotated as chymotrypsin-2-like. Lineage: Eukaryota; Metazoa; Arthropoda; Insecta; Hymenoptera; Agaonidae. Bases 324 to 794 code for a protein of 156 amino acids. The record is from RefSeq and is a predicted model, not a curated record. Gene Ontology annotation, molecular function: serine-type endopeptidase activity. Gene Ontology annotation, biological process: proteolysis. The transcript is spliced from 3 exons.